Molecule: messenger RNA, 261 nt
Organism: Ostertagia ostertagi
Lineage: Eukaryota; Metazoa; Nematoda; Chromadorea; Rhabditida; Trichostrongylidae
Source: the annotation of a GenBank genome assembly
AUGACGUACGUGUCAUGCUUUUACCAUGCGUUCCGUAACGCACCAGAAGUCCGUUCGAUGCCGCCACCAGUUCGUGCGCAGAUUGUGCCACCGGAACGCGAUUGGCGUAAAGAAGCGGAAACGGCGGCGAAUAGGAUCUGCCGGGUGCUGAAAGUUAACCAAGAAAACGAAAAGAUGAUGCAAGAGUACGAACAUCUUGCCAGUGACCUGCUUGCUUGGAUAAAUCACUGGAUGCCCGUGGUUGGCGAAUCGAACUACUGA